This is a messenger RNA of Sinocyclocheilus anshuiensis, 3815 nucleotides long. RefSeq names its product zinc finger protein 644-like. Gene Ontology annotation, molecular function: DNA-binding transcription factor activity, RNA polymerase II-specific; RNA polymerase II cis-regulatory region sequence-specific DNA binding. Gene Ontology annotation, cellular component: nucleus. The transcript has 9 exons. The coding region runs from base 1 to 3714 and encodes 1237 amino acids. Lineage: Eukaryota; Metazoa; Chordata; Actinopteri; Cypriniformes; Cyprinidae. Gene Ontology annotation, biological process: regulation of transcription by RNA polymerase II. The record is from RefSeq and is a predicted model, not a curated record.
AUGAAAAGCGGUGUGCUGUCUGCUCUGCCCUGCUUUAAAGACAAACCACCUCUGGCUCAAGCUUCGUCGGCAGCGUAUGGGAUCAAGAAGAAAAGUGAGCCAGUGAAAAUGGAUAAAAAUGGCCCAUUGUACCCCAAGGCAAAAUGGCGACAUUGUAACGGAUGGAGGACGAAAAAAAGGACUGUAAUCAAGUACCAUGACACACUUGUCCAAUGUUAUAGUGUCAUUCUCUGGGAAGACUGUGUUGUCUCUGUUAUGGCGGCAGUAAAAGAAAGUGCAGAGGAAGACAAAGACAUAGAAUCUUCCUCUGAUGACACUCAAGAGCUGACAAGCACAUCUUCUCCCAACAACAACAACAACAACAAUAACAGCUUGGAUCCACCAGAGCCCCUGCCCUCGGACAGUCACCAAAACCCUUUAAAUGGAGUCCAGCCGAACCCAUUUGUCUGUGGUAGCGUCCCUGCUGCCCCCAGCACAAACGACUCAUUGCCUUCAGGAGCACUUGUUAAUGGAGCUGCUUCACACUGUACCUCAGAGGAGCCCUGCGUCCACAACAAAGACAUGUCCCCUCUGCCCGGGACAGACACCAGCCCUGAGGUGUUACCGCCUCUCAGUGAGCUUCAAUCAGACACCCAGCAGAAAACAGAAGGGUGCGCCCUAAAAAUGCGGCCCGCACGGGCCUCAUCUGAAUCAAACAACAGUGACGGUGAGGCCCCCUUAGAUGUGCUGGUGGGGGAAGGCUUGGAUAACAGGCCAAUCAGCCGACUGUUGGCUAGAAAGGGAAUCAAAGCAGGGUGCUUAUGGGACUUUGAUUCGGAGUUGUCAGAGAGCUCCUCUGAUGACUGUGAUGGUCUGAACUGGGGCCUGCAGGAGAAGUUCAUGCGGAUACUGUUGAAAAGCAGCGUAGCAGGUGAUGGAGUAAGAACAAAGGUAGAGAUUGAUGGAACUCCACCUGCCAAGCGAAGACGGAGGAUGCGUAAAAAUCAUGCCAUGGAGAGGGCUGACACUGGAGGACAGGUUUAUGAUGGCUUUGAUUACGCAUCCCAGAAUUCCCUAACCGACGAAGACUCCGAUUUUGAGUCGUCCAUUAACAAAGAACAUGCCUUCAGGAAAGAGCCGGAAAGUUUGAAAGCAUAUGCCGGCUUGCGCCUGGAGAAAUUCUGCGACAAGUCAGCUGCCAUGCAGGAGCUAAUUUCAAGCAAGAAGGAAGAGAAAUGUGAUGAAGGCGGCAGCGACGUAGAAACAAACACCUACAUGGGUGAAAAAUCGGCACGGUUAAAGACAGAGACAAAAACAGGCGAGGAGCUGUCCUUCUUCCCCUGUUCAAAGUGCAACGAUAAUUUCAAGGAGAAGAGGCAUUUGCAUAGGCAUAUGAUGUAUCAUUUAGAUAGGAAUAAUAAGGUGAGACAAGAAGACAUUCCCCGACCCUUUAUAUGUAGAGAGUGUGGGCGUUCGUUCCGAGACCUAACGUCUCUGCAAAAGCACAUGAUAAUCCACCAGGUGCGGAGGGAGAGGCUGAUGGAAGAGAUUAAAGGUUUCAGUAAGAUAGAUGUCGAGGGAAGAAGAGCUUGUCUUCAGUGUCCCCAGUGUGUCUUUGGAGCGAAGGGCCCUAAAAUUUUCCUCCAUCAUAGCAAAACUAAUGAGAAGGAAAAGACAUCUUAUAGCUGUGAGGAAUGUGAUCACAUGACUACAACUGAAAUGGAGGCACACAAGUGCACAGCUCACCACAACGCAUGUGGCAAGACUGGCGACUUUUUUGUAUGUCAAAUUUGCACAUUUAGAAGUAAGAACAUAUAUAGUUUCAGAAAGCACGUGGAGCUUAUCCACGGGCAAAAUUUUGAGAAUUAUGAACCUCAACCACACAGCAAUGUGGAUGACCACAUAAAAGCUGUGUUGGACCAACCCAAAAACAUGGAUUCAUCUUUACUUUUGCCAAAGAUUCAAAGCACAGAGAAGCGGUCUGUUAAGGACAGAGUUCAGCUGCCCUUUAGGCCCAAUGGGUCAGCUGACCUUAAUGUGAAAAGCAAAGACACACAAAGAGCCUGUGAUGGUUUCAGCUCCUCGCUGAUCAAAUGGAGCCAUGGCAGCCCAGCAAACAAGCUGUCACCAUUCUCACUGAGAAGUGACAAGUCAAGCAAAUUAUCCCCUCUGCCUACAGAGAAAAUAGACGUGACAACAGGUCUCCCAUAUGUCGAAGAAGACAAUCAGGAAUAUGAAAGCGCUGUCUCCGAAAAGAGGACAAAAUAUCUUUCCAGCUUUGACGUACAUCUUACAACGAAAACAGAGAUCGUGAGUAAAGCAGCCUGUCUGAACCCUGGCACUGAGAACCGUCCCAAAGAUCCUUCAACCGGCAGUACUUUAGCUCUGCAAACGCUGCGGCACAAAGUACUCUCGAAAAGAAAAAUGUCAAUCCCGUAUCGCAAUACCCAUGCCGAUAUUCCUCAUGUGCAUCUUCAAAAAUGUGAGCCUGAGUCUCCACAAUGGGACUCUAGUACACCACAAGAGGGAGAUGACUAUGAAGGUUCUCAGGAUUUCAGCGACUGCACCAAAGAGUCUUCGGAUCGGUUUCAUAGCAAUACCCCUAGUGAUUAUUUCAUCCCUUUCAACAACAGCAUUCCGGACUAUACCAAUCAUACUAAUUCAGACAAUAGCAUAGAGGUGGACAGUGAUGAUAUUUGUACAUUUAUAGUGAAGGAGGAGUGUAUUGAGAGUAUAAUAAGUGAGGAUAACCCUGAUCAUGUUGUUUAUCAGCAAAGUGACCCUUAUGCAGAGUAUAUUGUCAACCCUUUGCCUUCGGUGGGCAGGAAGUGCUGUCCCUAUUGCCCCGCAGUAUUUGAGUCUGGGGUGGGCUUGUCCAACCAUGUGAGAGGACACUUACAUAGGGUGGGGCUAAGUUAUGAUGCUCGUCAUGUGGUAUCACCUGAGCAAGUGGCAUCUCAGGACCGCCAGCCUCGCAUACGCAGAAAAAUCCCCUCAGUGAAUCGCAGAAUCAGAAAAGAUAAGCCAGAGUCUAAGACCGAGCAUACCUGUCCGCUGUGCCUGGGCUGGUUUGACACUAAGACCGGCCUCUCCAAUCAUGUGCGGGGUCACCUGAAGCGGAUUGGCAAGCCAAUUUUGGGCGCUAGCAAGUCACCUCUCUGCAUCCUGACGGAACUUCUUCAGGAUGAGACGGAGUACAGGAACAUUAUAAGGGUGUUUGGUUCCAGACCGCACUUAUCGUUGCCAGUUGAUGCCAUUAAAAGAGAAAGGGAAAACAAGAUUCAGAGAGUGCAUGGCAAAAAAAAUAAGAAGAUCUGCAUCCACUGCAACACGACGUUCCACAGCGCUGUCAGCCUGUCCAAUCAUCUCCGAGCAUAUGCGCGACGGAAGAAAAUUGCCUUAUUAGAAGGAACAACAUGUGAUUGUAAACAGAAGAGGCCGAGAUCAAGGCCUGGGCCUAAAAGAAAGGCGUUUUCAUCUUCACACGCCGCCUCUGAAGUGAUCUACAGAAUGACCUGCAGGUUCUGCGAUCUGAUCUUCCAGGGUCCUCAGUCAAUUCAGGAAGACUGGAUCAAGCACUUGCAGAGGCAUCUUAUGCACACGAGUAUCCCCGGCGUGGGUGCAGGUAUGGUGGAGGUUUCGGCACUGUGUAAAGAGCUGUGUUCCCCAUCUCCCCCCGAGCGCCUGCUUCUGGAUACACACCCUCCUCUCAGUCUGCCUGAGGGGGUCUCCUAAGCCACGUUUACACACCAGCUACGCUCACUGUACACCUGUUCUGCACAUGUUCGUAAACAAAUACACAUAUAAUACUGUAUAUACAUCUAUAUAUGAAUACA